This is a messenger RNA of Penicillium arizonense, 246 nucleotides long. RefSeq lists its product as uncharacterized. The record is from RefSeq and is a predicted model, not a curated record. NCBI's taxonomy places the organism in Eukaryota, Fungi, Ascomycota, Eurotiomycetes, Eurotiales, Aspergillaceae. The coding region runs from base 1 to 246 and encodes 81 amino acids. The transcript has 3 exons.
AUGAAUAACGAAGACACCCUCAGAUUCCCAUCACUCGAAUGCAAGCGAGCAAAUCUCUUAUCUGCUCGACCUCCCCUACACCAAUACCAUCGUAUGCUCUGUUUCUUCUACAUGACUACUGGUGGCAUCGACGAGUCGCUACCUCGACCUUCUCCCAGUCGAUUUGGUUCAUCAGAUCAUGCGUUGGAUGGCCUACUUGCGGCUUGGAUCCCUGGCGUCCAGUGGGUGACCAUCGUUGUUCUCUGA